This is a messenger RNA of Brassica napus (rape), 1144 nucleotides long. RefSeq lists its product as uncharacterized. Lineage: Eukaryota; Viridiplantae; Streptophyta; Magnoliopsida; Brassicales; Brassicaceae. Bases 90 to 908 code for a protein of 272 amino acids. The record is from RefSeq and is a predicted model, not a curated record. The transcript is spliced from 9 exons.
AAACAAUUUGAAACGGGGCCCGACGGGUCAAACUAUUCAAUAGAACUUGGAGCAAGCGACGAAGACGAAGAGGUCGGAGAUCUUCUCAAAUGGCAGCUUCAGCAGAAUCAUCCUCAGAGAUGGAAGACGCGCAUUCACCUACGAUUCCACAAUCGCAGCCUCUGCUGUCUACGAUUCCAAGCGCUAACAUCGCAGCGACGACGGUCGAAAACGCAGCUUCCUGGAUCGACGACGCGAUGCGUCAAGCGCUGGUGUACCAGAACACGAUCGUGGAGACGUUAGAUUCCACCAUUGACGCCUCGAGAACUCGAUUGUCUCAAAUUCGAGAUACUUCCAUAGCUCACACGAGCCAAACAAUCGAUUCUCUUAGAGAGAUUGCUUCUGAGUUUAGCGUUUACGAGCAUAUGGUGUUUGCGAAGAUUAAAGAGGGUGUAAACGUUGCUGCAUCUCAUCCGCUAAUGUCAGGAUCUUUAGCCUUUGGUGUUGGGAUCUUUGCUCUGAAAAAGACGAGAAGAUUUGUAUACUAUAAUACUUUGCGAAUGUUCUCAAGCGAAGAGGCUUUGCUUUCUAGAGCAGAUCUUAGAGUAAAAGAGCUGAGACAAUCAAUGGAUCGUCUUACAGCCGAAAGUGAAAAGCUAGAGAGAAUUUCAACUGUGGCAGAAGAUGAGUUGAUUAGAGGAAGGAUGAAACUCAGACAAGCAGGCAAACAGAUACGAGGGGUGGUCCAAUCAGCUUAUAAGAUAGAAAACCAAGCAGCAGGUUUGAAAGAUGUACUUAAAGAAUUGCCCACGAGAGAAGCUUCUCGAUUCCGUUCUCAAAUAUCGAACCGUGCUUCUGAAAUAAAGCAAGAGAGAAAGGCUUUGACAAAGGAAGUGAACAAGAUCAGCAACUAUGGUAUCUCCGUAUGAGGAGUUUUUGAUUACUCUCUUGGGUUCUUAGAUGAUGGAGCAAAAUUACACAAUAAUAAUAUCUUUAGCAUGAUUAAGACUUAUUUUGUUUGGUGUCAAAUGCCAAAUAUGUAAUCUCAUGUUGUUUUGUAUUCUCAAGGGCUUUGGUUAUUUGACAAUUAGUUAGCAAUACAAGUUGAUGGUGAUGUUUUCCCACCGUGAGGGUGUCUUUAAUCCGGUUUUUGGUUUUGGUUUAA